Caretta caretta (loggerhead turtle) is the source of this 5288-nucleotide messenger RNA. Lineage: Eukaryota; Metazoa; Chordata; Testudines; Cheloniidae. The record is from RefSeq and is a predicted model, not a curated record.
AGUGCGCUCAGCGCUGUGCGCCUGGCUCUUAGACCUCUGUCUUCACUGCACACCACCCAGGGAAGGAAUGAGUGGCAGACCAGCAGCAAGAAGCUGGGGUAAGUGUGGACGUCUGUGUAAGUGUGAGACCAUCAUGGUGGCAUUUAAAGGCGUCUGGACUCAGCCUUUCUGGAAAGCUGUUUCAGCAGAAUUUUUGGCCAUGCUAAUUUUUGUCCUCCUCAGCCUUGGCUCUACAAUCAACUGGGGUGGAUCUGAAAAGCCUCUGCCUGUAGACAUGGUCCUUAUCGCUCUCUGCUUUGGACUGAGCAUUGCAACCAUGGUGCAGUGCUUUGGACACAUCAGUGGUGGCCAUAUUAACCCUGCUGUGACUGUUGCUAUGGUCUGCACUAGGAAGAUCAGCCUUGCCAAGUCUGUCUUCUAUAUUGUUGCCCAAUGCCUGGGUGCAAUAGUGGGGGCAGGAAUUCUCUACCUUGUCACACCCCCAAGUUUGGUGGGAGGCUUGGGAGUUACUACGGUACAUGGAGAUCUUUCCGCUGGCCAUGGACUUCUGGUGGAGUUGAUAAUUACAUUCCAGCUGGUUUUUACUAUUUUUGCCAGCUGUGAUUCAAAACGAAGCGAUGUCACUGGUUCAGUGGCUUUAGCAAUUGGAUUUUCUGUUGCAAUUGGACAUUUAUUUGCUAUCAACUACACUGGUGCCAGUAUGAACCCUGCUCGAUCAUUUGGACCUGCAGUUAUCAUGGGGAAAUGGGAAAACCACUGGGUCUAUUGGGUUGGACCAAUAAUAGGAGCAGUCCUUGCAGGUGCCCUUUAUGAGUAUGUAUAUUGCCCAGAUACUGAGUUCAAGCGACAUUUUAAAGAUGUCUUCAGUAAGGCUACCCAUCAGUCUAAAGGGAAAUACGUGGAGGUGGAUGAUAGCAGGAGCCAGAUAGAGACUGACGACUUGAUCCUGAAGCCUGGCAUGGUUCAUGUGAUUGACAUUGAGAGUGAAGACAAGAAGGGGACUGAUCCAACCAAUGAGGUGCUAUCUUCUGUAUGACUAGCAAGGAGCACUGAAAGCAGAGAAUGGCCUACUAGAAUGUCCACAGGUAUCCUUCCACCCAUUAAAGAGACAGAUCUACUGUAAACCAGACACCUGCAAUAUCUGAAACUGUAUGGAGAUGACAGCAGCUAUGUAGUUCUUCACCAAGCUAUACACCUGCUCAGUUUGAUUAGAAAUUUACUGUAUUUAAGAGUCCCCAUAGAUUCUUCCAAAUUCAGAACUAUCCUUUUUUGGGAGAGAGCAUCCCAAGGUCAAUUUGAAAGAGCUGAUAGCAUUUCCUUUUUAAUAAGGCCAUCAAUAGCAAGAUGGAAAUAAAGAUGUUUAACAUUCAGAUUGAUAGUUAAGACUUAUCUGCAAAUGCCUAUAGCACACAGACAAAUUUAUCAGAUUAUUCUUCUGACACUUAAUUGGCUGUUGUCAACCCUGAUUAGAAUGUCUUAUCCGUUAAGUGUUCUUUGUAAGGUUCAGUGACAAUAAUGCCAAAGUACAGCAUGUAACAGAUUCUUCCAAAUUUAGGGUAGUAUUUUUUGUUCUUAUAUAUCCUAUCAUUAUUUCUUUACAAACUCUGAAAAACUAUAUUUUCAUAGGCAAAAAUUGGUUCCUGUCAGUCAUCCUACCAAUUUUCAUCCAUUACAUAUCCAUGUUCUGGUGUAAAAAAUACUGCCUUCUUCCCGUUCCCCACAACUAAAAAUAUUGAAGCCAAAGGCUCUAAUCUAAUGCAAUAAUGCUGCAAAACCUUUAAAUGUAUUGUAUGCAGGUUAGCAUAGUUGUCCAUCUCGUGAAACUUUCUCUUGAGGUUCAGCUAUUGACCAUUUAGUAUUAGCUGACUAUAGAUCAUGCAGGGAACCUGAAGGUCCACAUGUUACUCAGUAACUCAAGCAAAAGUAAAUAAAUGUUCAGGUAUCAGAAGAAAGGAAGGCGUUAUCUGUUUUCAGUGCACUUAUUCAAACAAAUGUCACUGUGCUAAUUUAUAUAACUAAACAUUUAAAUUACUUACCCACUUUGCUUACAAUCUUAUUUUUAUUUAUUAGCAAAAUAAAGGUGGAUUUUUAAAAAACUUUUAACUAUAUUGAAGCACUGACUGGAACAUAUUUGUAAUAACAGGUUAUAUUGAUAUGACUGCUUUUGGUUUUGACAUUUUUUUGCAAACUGGUCUCUAGUUAGUUGAACAGCAUCAAUGACUGUGGCACUGUUCAUAUAAUCUUAUUCUGUCAUGUCUGUGGCAAAGUUUUCUCUGUUAAUUAAAUUUGACAAUAAGAAAUGCAAGCAUGUGAUGCUUUUUAGAGAAACAGGGAAAGGGAUGCCCCAAUGAUAUUACAUGCAAAAGUGCUUAAGCGACCAAUCCUUCUUGUAUAGACGUGUUUCAACAGAUGUAGCUAACCCAACAUAAAAUCUUUAUAGAAUCUUUUUAACUGGCUCAUGGCUUUGUUCCUAACUAGUUGCUUUGGGGUUUGUUUGUUUUUGUUGGGGGUUUUUGUGAUUUUUGCAAUAUGCCAUUACAGUGCUUGUUGGAACACCAUUUUCUGUCACCCUAGUUAUAUAGGUUGUAUCUAAAACUUGAAAUAUGUUCAUGAUUAUUUAACUACAGUACAAAAACAAGGUUGUGGAUUGUAUGUAAUAGACUUGUCUGUCCUUUGAUUUACAAUAUGUGCAAGUGUGUAACUCAUUAAAAUGAGUAAGGGGUGUGUGUGUGUAUGUAUAUAUAGUAAUGGGAUAACAGACCACUGCUAGGAUCAAAUCUCUGCAUCAUUGCAUAAGGGCAUGUCUAUUACCAACUUAUUUCAACCAGUAGUCUAGGCAUUAUCAUGUUAUAUUCAUUUUCCUGAUCUCUUCCUCUCUUUGAUAGUUUCUAUCUCUGUAAGAAAGGGGACUGUUUUUCAUGAAUUGUAUAUAUCUGAUACAACUGCUGCAUCAAAAUUCAGAAAUACAAACGUAAAUAAGAACAUGCAAGACAAUUUCAAAUUGUAUUGAUGAAUGUUGUCAUGUGCGAAGGAUGAAAUCCAUCCCUGUGCAGAGAACAGUGCAAGACCGCCACAUAUGCUUACCAGAGAGAUUUUGCUAAACAUUUAAUAAAUGCAUGAUUUCAACAGGCUAACUAAAAGAGACAAGUUGUACAACAUUUGCGGACUGUUGGAUAGAGUUUGUUUCUUGCAUUUCAAUAUUUUAAGAAGCACGGUAUCCAGUGACUCAUCACUUGUGAAGUUUGUACAGCCUCAUGUUCUUUAAAUACAAGGCUGUGGUUUUUGCACUCAGUGGCUCGUCUAGACAAAAGGAAUGAAACUUGUAGCUUCCUAACCCAUCUACAGCCAGAUUCUGUGGCUGAGGUGAGCAUGAAACCAGCCAAGACAAUUCAGAGACUUUUCCUUGUUACACUCUUUAUUAAUGAAGCGUGGCAAACGCUCAGAGCCAGUCCCAGGAGAGCUCCUCACACAAGGAAAGAGACAAUGAUAAGACACAGAAUGUUCAACAAAGAAGUGAAAAAAGGAGGCAGCCAAAACAAAUAGGACAAACUGAUAAAGAAUAUUGCCACUUGCUCUCUGUAGACUUAGGAAGGAAGGGGCAGAAAGUGAGAUACAGUGGGUCUACUCUUCCUCCAUUGAAUUAGAAGUUUGCCAUUGACUACAAUGGAAACAGGAUUAAGGCCUAAGUAUGUUUUCAUUGAGUACCUUCUUAGGGCUUGCUCCUGUUCUCUGAUACACAAUGCACUUCACUAUCUGUCUUGCAAAAUCAGAGGUCAAAAGAGAGCCAUUUCAUUUUGAAAGUAGACGCAUUGGAUUUGAGUUUUAUGACCCAUCCCUAAAAUAAACUCCAGCCGUACUCCUCUUUAUCAUCUGUUCUUCAGCACCACAAGGAGAGAGCACCAUUUAUCCAAGCCACAGUUUGAUCUCUAUAAGAAAUUGAUUUAGUCUGACUUAUUGAUUUUUAUGUUGCUUCUAAAUAGUUUUAUGGUGGUAUCAUUAACAUACAAUAUUUGAGUUAAACAGUAUAGGCCUACAUGAUCUUUUUAACUGCUUGUAUGUGUGUUUGCCUCACUUAAUUUUUAAAAUAUAUUUAUUUGUAUUUUAAUAUUCUUUCAUGAUCACUUAUGUGCUACAUUUUGUCAGCUAUAAGUUUGUUGCAGCUGGUAAUGUAACCAAUGAUCUAUUAAGUGAUAUGUGGGAGCUUUAAAGCUUAAAACUUAUUUUGUUUAUGAUGGCAGACGGUCACUGCAAUAAAUACACCCGGUGUGUCAUCAUAAUCCCAGAAACUUAGAAAUGGAGAAGACUUCUUGUAUCCCCUCUGUCAGUAUAGGAUUGGUUCUUACAGUAGAGGCACAUCAUGACUAGUGUGUUCAAAAUAUUUAUUUUUAAUUACUGUAAAUCAUAAGAAAAAGAUGAACGUUAAAGGUGGGGUGAACUUAAGCAAAUACUUUUAGUUUGCAAAUACCUUAAGUAGUCUAUCACCCAAACGAUUACUGAUCUCAGCAAAAAAUGUGAUUCCUGAAGCAUCUGGUAUACUGUAAUUCUUACCCCACUGAAGUACUAGAAGCUGUAUCGUUGACUACAGUGGGAGUAGGAAUAGGCCAAUAGUCUCGUAUCACAUGCUGUGCUAAAAUCUGGUAUAUAUGUUAGUACACAAACUUUCUGCAAUAUAUUUUGUUUCUGGUUAUCAGUACUCUGCUCAGCAGUUAAGUUAAAAACAUCCUUUAAAAUAAUCCUACAUAUUUCCAUUUUUUAAAUGUUUGGUUACAAAGAUGUAACAUUUAUGCUUUGCAGUGUUUAGUCUGCAGCUUAUGAAAAUGUAUGCCAGAUAUUCUGCACUCGACAAUGUUGACUAUAUAAGAGAAAUUACAAUCUGGAUAUUUUAUUCUAAGAUCAGAGAUGCAAACUAGUUAUCAAAUUUAUAUAACUCACCAUCAAGGUGUGUGCAUCUGAGUUGUGCAAGGACUCAUUAAAUAAACAUGCGUGAAAAUAUACACUCAAGUAUUUAUUAUUCUCUUGUAUGAACCAAGUUAUAAUUGCACAGUUACUGUAAUUCAGGAUAAAUUGUGUAAAACACACUGAAUAUCAGGAUGUUUCCACAAAGUUAUGUAUUAUUGAAACAUUAGUCACCACAAUAUUAAAGCUAAUAUAAUAGUAUUUUAAACUUCCAGUGUGUAACAUUUGGAAUAAUCUAUUUAAAUAUAUGCUUGUCUGGUGCAUUUCGCUUGCAUUGCUGUAUCUCAGAGAGUUGAGCUAUUGUAAAUAAACUAUUGUCUGUUUAAAAAAUA